Miscanthus lutarioriparius is the source of this 249-nucleotide messenger RNA. The record is from the annotation of a GenBank genome assembly. Lineage: Eukaryota; Viridiplantae; Streptophyta; Magnoliopsida; Poales; Poaceae.
AUGGCGCCUUCAAGAAAGAAUAUUUCUGUAGCCAUGCUCCUAAUUGUCAUCGUGGCCGCUGUAUGUCCAUUAUGUUCAAUGGCGUUUGCAUGCGAGGUUCACACUGAAUGCCGGCACCUGAGCGGCAAUUAUGAAGGACCGUGCUGGGGCUUUGACGACAGUUGCGGUGACACAUGCAUAGCUGAAAGCUCCGAGAACAUGUACGGCUAUUGUGACUGCGACUUUAAAUGCUGGUGCUAUACAUGCUAG